AUGACCAUUAUGGAGGUUGAUGGCAAGGAUGAUGAGAAUCUCUCCAGCUUCAAAAGGAAUCUUAGGAAGAUGAUUUUGCUGGAAGAGGAGGCCAAGAAGAGAAGAGAGGCCCAGAGGUCCCGAAAGUUGGUUUCGAUAAGGGUUGGCAAGAUCGAGGGAAUGGCUGAGGAGCCCGAGAGAAAGUUUGUCAAGGAUAGAAGAAGGGUGUUUGAGGAAUUGAAGCCAGAUUACGAGCAGGAGGGCAGGGUGAGGGAAAGGAUAGAGAGUCUUGACAAGAGAGAGGCAGCACCCGGGUCUUCUGGGAUCCUGGGGAAAAAGGAUGCCAACCGUUUUGUUUGUGGAGGAGACGAGAUAGCCAGUGGAGAGGAGAAGGGAUUGGAGCCCUCUGGAAUAGAGGGUAGAGCUGAAGGAGGCGAGAGCUCCAAGAUUGUGGAGGAAUGUAAAACAAGUGUUGGGAAGGAUCUUUGCGAGCAUGGGCCUAAAUACAAGGACGAGGGAGUGGAUGACGAAUGCUUUGGAGAGAUUUCUGUUGAGGAUAUCAAGAAGAGUCUUCUUGCGGAGCUGGAUGAAGAGAAGGAAAGCGGAGUAGACAUUGUAAGUGCAGUGAUAAAGUCUGAGGGCCUGGCGGUGUCUGAGCAAGAGGUGGUGUAUGUUGACGCUGAAAGUAAUUCCUCCGAGGCCGAGAGGAGCCCAUACAGCAUAAGCUGUAACGUCUACACCUACGAUACUCAUUACAAGAUUUCUGACCUGUCCAAGGGCGACCUGUCUGGCUGUGUGCCUCCUAGCGAAGGUGAUGCCUGCUUUUUGGUCAAGCCGACUGAUGGAGAAUCUGCAAAAGAGCAGGGAGGAGGGGGACAUUGUGAGCCUGGGUCUGUAGCCUACCGAGACCCCGAGGAAGAAAAAGAUGGAAAAGGAUGGUUCUCCAGGAUGUUUGAGUCUAUUUUCUUUAUAUGCUGCGGUAAGCCGGAAUAA
Messenger RNA from Encephalitozoon cuniculi GB-M1, 972 nucleotides. RefSeq lists its product as uncharacterized. The transcript has a single exon. Lineage: Eukaryota; Fungi; Microsporidia; Unikaryonidae. Bases 1 to 972 code for a protein of 323 amino acids. The record is from RefSeq and is marked provisional.